AUGUCUUCCCGAUUUUUGGUUUCAUCCAGUAAAAUUUCGACACAUCGACGAUGCGACAAUUGUGGUAUUACAAUCGAUUUCGUGGCUUGGGCACAAUGUACAUAUUGUGCAAUAUUUGAUUUAUGUCCUAUUUGUGCUAAACUUGGUUAUAACAACUUACAAUCUAUUGCACGUGAUCAUCACGAACAUUCGCAUCUGGCACAGUCGAUAACUGCAGAAAUCAAUGACAACUGUUUCAAAUGGAUACUAGUUGAAGAAGCUGAAAAGCAUGGAACUGAAGCUCGACAGAGAGUAAGACAGAGCAAAUAUGAACAGAUACAUACGGAAAAGAAAAUUCAAAAUGAUUAUGAUUUGUUUAUUGUUAUGGAAAAGUUAAAAAAACUGGAAAAUCAAUCGUCAACAAUGCCAGAUGAAACAGAAUUAAAUCAAAUAAAUUCAUUGAUUGCCCAAUACCAUUUACAGUCAUUACAACGAAAUAUAAAUGUACUCAGUUUGGAUGGCGGAGGUGUACGUGGUUACAUGCCUAUUAAAAUUCUUAGCCAACUUAUAUCAGAAAAAUUUCUUUCUAUUCAUGAAAAAUUCAAUCCUAAAGAUUCCGUUCACCACGAAUCAUUUAAAGCAGCUCAGUCUCGCUUUACAGAUCAGUUUGAUUACUUAAUUGGUACUAGUACUGGUGGACUCAUUGCUUUUUGUUUGGCAGUUAACUACAAUAUCUUAGAUAUGAUGGAUAUCUAUGCAAAUUCCUCGUACUAUUUCAAGCGCAACUAUACAGGGCCUUUAUUCUAUUCCAAAUAUGAUCCAUCUCGUAUACAUCAUAAGAUUGAUGAAAUUAUCAAUGGAAUUCAACUUAAAGAUGGUACACGUUUGUCAGCUGAAACUGCUACUUUACUUGAUAUACGUAAUAUCUUGAAUCCUGACAAUAUAAUUGAUGAUGUGAAAUCAGCAGCAGCGAUGAUAUAUCAUAGCAAUUACUUAGAAUUUGUUGAUGAAAUGAACUUCAUGGAGGAUUCGAAUGACAUUGAAGGUAUGUUUAAUUUUCAUCGAGUUAAACGUGAAAAAGUACUAUUGAUUACGGCGUACAAUACUACAGCAGACAACAUGACCAUAUUUAAUACCAGUUAUGCUAGUCAUUGGGGCUACCGUGUAGCCGAUGUGUUAAAAGCUACAAUGGCUGCUCCAACCUAUUUUCCUCCACAAGAAGUAUGGAGUGGAACGAAAAAGCAUGGGCAUUUCGUCAAAAAUAAAACAUCGGAAUUAUAUAUUGAUGGUGGUGUGUUUGCCAAUGAUCCAGAAUUAGCUGCACUAUGGGCAAUAAGAAUGCAAUGGAAAAAGCGAAUCAACUAUCAUCUUCUUUCGAUUGGUACAGGCUGUUAUAAUACAACAAUAUCAUCAUCUACUUGGGGCGGUUAUAUGGGCUGGAUAUUAAAUCAAGGAUUUUUGAUCAAUACUUUGAUGGAUGCUACACGUAGUUUCAUCGAAACUAUCGCUAGUAAUUUAGCUAAAUUCAAUGAUAUCAGGCGAAUGAAAUUAAAUUAUCAGAUAACAAAAGCGAUGAAUUUAGAUGACGGUAGUUUUGUAAAUAAAUUCGAUGAAGAAUGGGACACUUUGAAAAUGGAAGAUGAUUACAAAGCGUUUGUCUACUUUUACGACACGUAUAUUGCUAAACAAGAUAACUUGGGAAAAUGA
This is a messenger RNA of Rotaria socialis, 1686 nucleotides long. Lineage: Eukaryota; Metazoa; Rotifera; Eurotatoria; Philodinida; Philodinidae. The record is from the annotation of a GenBank genome assembly.